AAGUUAAAAAUGUGUACUAGUUUUCCUGUUUUAGCUAAAACGUUUAUUUUAGAUUUUUGAUAGUAAUUUUCCUCAACGUACAGGAGGCUUUGUUCUACAGAAACUAUAAAUAUUGGGUGUGGUCUGGCUCCAUUUGGCAGUAACAAGAGAAAAGGGAAAGAUUAACACAGGAAACACUGAUAACAACAGAAGGGUUGUAAACUGCAAUAAUACACCCUUAAAAUUUAAACUAGUGGAGGAAUCCAUGAGGAGAAAAAAUGAGAUAUGUUAUUAUAGUAUCUUCCUCCUCUUAUUCCUGCCUGCUUCGAAAAGCUCAGAGACAGAGGAAAGUGAAAAAUGUGCCCUGGAAGAAAUGAAGGUAGUGUGUGGAGAGGAAGGAGGUACGCCCAACCCAUUUUGUGAACAGAGAAUGUCGCGCUACUGUAGUUCCACUCGUAGCAUACAGAAAAGAACCGCUCCCAAGAAGUGCUACAAUACCCUGUCUGAAGAGGAAGAUGUAAACACGUGUGAACUAAGGCUUAUUGGACCCUCAGAUCCUCGGUGCGGCAAAAUCAAGCCACGCCACAUUGCCAAGGAGUCUCUGGUCCAGCUGCGUGCAUACUACCACUACACACAGGGGGUGUGGGAGGAUGAGGGGUUGGUCAACCUCACCUUCCCUAACCCAAAAUGGCAACAGCUUGAGUUCCAGUCGUCGGAUAUGAACCACAAUGUCAAAUGCUUCAACUUUACCCUGCAUCAUGCCAUCAACACCACUCUCAUGUUUGACUGUCGCUUCCGCACCAAGAUGACACCAUCCAAGUCCACCAAGCUCACCGUUCAGACCGACAGUGGUUACGGCGCCACCUACCUCUACCAGAUUCCUCCCGGCAACCACAUCAAUCCACAGAAAACGUGUCCGAGUGAUUGGCACACUUUUUUCUACAUCCAACUGGAUGCCAUCCGACAGUUCCAGCCCUUGCCGGUCACUGUGCAGUCUGCACCCUUUGGCGUGGUGGACUACAAGGUGUCGCUGGGAAGGUGCCCUGUCCCAGAGGAUGAGAAGUGCACCAAGUUUGUUGAGGUGAAUCAUGUCAUUGUGACAAAGAACACAAGUGAUGAUCUGUGGUCUGUUGAGCUGACUCCUGUGAGCAAGGUUGGGAACUACACAGUGAGGGUACAGAUUGUCUCAGAUUGGUGCCCCAUGACCAACGGCACCAAGGGUUGCUAUAUCGCAGUGUCACCAAAAUUCUACAUUCCGACCAGUCUGAUGGGGUACAUUCUGCUUCUGGUCAUCUUAUGCAUCAUCCUAUUCAUUAUCUGUGUUUUCCUGAUGAUAUGGAACCGGCGCAGAGUGAACAGAGAAUUCUUUGAGAGCCUGGCCACCAAGCAGACCACCACCCUCCUGGUGUACCACCCUGAGAGCCAUGCUGCCCUCGAGUUUGUCAAGAAGCUCGCCGAGUUUUUGCGUAACUUGUGCAGCGUCACCCCCCUCAUGAUGGACAGUGAGGUGGUCUUGGAGAACCCAACCAGAUGGAUGAAGACAUCCAUGAAGACAGCCAAUCGCGUGCUGUUCAUCGUGCCCCGGGAUGCCAAGGUGGCCAAGCUACUCAUCCUUCACACUCCAGUGGAAGGUGGCGAUGGGCGAGUGCUCUGGCUCAGACUUCAUCGCCGACCCAGAGCGUGUGAGGUGUCUGGCCAAGCUGGUGCAUCCCAAGAGUGGUGACGUGCCCUGUGAGAUCAGCAGCAUUCAGCGGUUUGACCUUAGCCACAGCCCAACAGCCCUGGCCAACUGGCUGCACGGCGGCACCUACCUCGACCAGUUCUUCAUCUGGUGGCCCUACUUCAGGUCGGCUAUCUGCAAGAGUGCCACGCCGAGUUGGGCCGAUGUACGUCUGGCAGCACAGGAGAUAGGACUGCCAUCCAGAGAGACAACGGAAGAGAACUCCAGUUCCUCUUCAGCUCUGUUUUCAGUUAGCAUUGACAUGGAGUUGGGCACAAUAGGUGGUGAUAGUGAGGCUGGUGGUGAUGACGGCAAGGUUGGUGGUAAUGAUGAUGAUGAAGUUGAUAAGGUUUUUGUUGAUGAUAAUGAUGAUGAUGAAUUUUUUGAUCCAGAAAUUCCUAAUGUUGAUGGUAAGCUGUGUGACCUGCACCCAGUGAGUGAGCCUUCUCUUGAGAACUCGGAUGAUGAAGAUCUCAAGUUGUUUGAGCCUGGAGAUGAUGGCUAGUCCUCUCAAAGACUUGGUUCUCUCUUUAGGAUUGUUUUCAGGGCUACAGUCAAAACUUGCCAGGUUUUCAACAAACCUUGCUAAACUAUCCCUAGAAUUAGGAAAACACUCUUGAAAAUCCCAAUAAGUCCUCUCAAACACUUGGUUCUCUCUUCAGGAUUGUUUUCAGGGCUACAGUCAUAACUUGCCAGGUUUUUAACAAACCUUGCUAAACUGUCCCUAGAAUUAGGAAAACACUCUUGAAAA
Molecule: messenger RNA, 2450 nt
Organism: Scylla paramamosain (green mud crab)
Lineage: Eukaryota; Metazoa; Arthropoda; Malacostraca; Decapoda; Portunidae
Exons: 10
Coding region: 245-1702 (485 amino acids)
Source: RefSeq, a predicted model, not a curated record